Molecule: messenger RNA, 1729 nt
Organism: Salvia splendens (bonfire salvia)
Lineage: Eukaryota; Viridiplantae; Streptophyta; Magnoliopsida; Lamiales; Lamiaceae
Product: Protein kinase superfamily protein
Exons: 1
Coding region: 299-1561 (420 amino acids)
Biological process (GO): protein phosphorylation
Molecular function (GO): protein kinase activity; ATP binding
Source: RefSeq, a predicted model, not a curated record
UAUAGCUAUUAAAUCAAAUUUAUUCAUAUUAAAUCACUACCCACUUCUUCACCUUUCCAUUUCAAUAUUCCCAUAUCUCAAAUCAAAUAAUGCAAUAAUGCCCUUUUCCCUUAGUUUUUUGAAUUUAUUCACACUACCCACCGCUCUUAUUUCAAGACCAACAAAAGCUGUAAAAGGCCUAAAAUCAAUAAAAACCUCACCAAUUCAUCACUUCUUUAGGCAUGCCAUUUCAUUGCAUACAUUACUACUACUACUACUACUAUAAUCUUUCUUAUUUUCAUUCUACAUUUUUCCAAUCAUGGGCUAUUUUUCUUGCAAUAACAAAUCGGCAAUUGCCAUUUGCGAUUCCUACAACUUCGAAUUACUAUCAAAGAAUCCCAAAAGGAACCGCCGCCGCCCAUUCAAGAUCGCCGAGUUCGACUUCUCCGACCUCCACUCCGCCACCGACGGCUUCUCUUCCGCCAAAUUGCUUGGGAAGGGCAGCCACGGCUGGGUGUACAAGGCCGAGCUCCGCAAGCUCGGCCUCAUUGCCGCCGUGAAAAAGACCAAGGUUGUCGUCGGCGGGACUGGUAAUCCCGCCGACAAUGAGGUGGAUAUUCUAUCGAGAAUCUACCAUCCCCGGUUAGUGAAUCUAAUCGGGUUCGGGUUAGAUUCGAAUCAGCACAAAUUGAUUGUGGUCGAGUAUAUGCCGAACGGUUCGCUAUUCGACCAGCUCCACGGCCUGGGCAGACCGCCCGGGUGGGUGAAGCGAACCCGGUUCGCGCUGCAGGUGGCUUGGGCGGUUCAAUUCCUUCACUCGUCGCAACCGCCGAUCAUCCACCGCGAUAUAAAGUCGUCGAACGUUUUAAUCGACGGCGAUUUCAACUCUCGGAUUAGCGACUUCGGGCUAGCGCUGAGGGGACACGUGGAGGACGUGCGGCCGGCCGGGACGCUGGGUUAUCUGGACCCGUGCUAUCUUGCGCCGGGCGAUCUGAGCACCAAAUCCGACGUGUUCAGCUUCGGGAUCCUGCUGCUGGAGAUGAUCAGCGGCAGGAACGCGAUCGACGUGAACUACAGCCCGCCGUCGGUGGUGGAGUGGGCGGUGCCGGAGAUCAGAUCCGGCAACCUCGAGGCGAUCUGCGAUCCGAGGAUCGGAGCGCCGGACGACGAGGAGGCGCUGCGGCGGAUGGCGGUGCUAGCGGCGCGGUGCGUGAGGUGCGCGGCGGAGAAGCGGCCGGCGAUGGCGGAGGUGGUGGAGGGCUUGAAGAGCGUGUACAGGAGGAUGAAAGCGGGGUCGAGGAGGUGCGUGAAGGUAGGGGUGGCGAGGGUGGAGGUGAAGGAUGGUGUGGGUAGAUCAAAGUCGAUAGGAGGAGCGGCGAGUGAGAUUAAAUUUGAGGCGUUGGAUAUUGGUAGUGGGAAGAGGGAGGGAUUCGGUGUGAAGAUGUCUACGGUGAGGCUGAGUAGGUCCAAGUCGAUGGGUAUGGUGAGGAGUAGGAGAUUGAUCAACGGAGGGAGGAAGAAUGUGAUUGCAGUUGGGAGUGUAAAAUCCAAAUUACUGCUAGUAGAUUUUGAUGAAGAAUAAAACCGCACUCUAUUAACAAAUUAGACAAUCAAUCAAUAUUCAUUAAUAUGAAUAUGUUUGCAAGUCUCCAUUCCAGCAUCAAAACUAGAGUAUUCUUUACUUUUGCUUUGUAAUCAUAAACUUCUAAAUAUUUGCUAUUUACUCAUUUAAUUAUUUUGUUUAUACCUA